UGGGCGGCGCGCGGGCCGUGAAUACGGGAUGAGGCCGCGGGCCUUGUCAUGCGGGCCCGGCGGGCGGCGGGGAGCGGCGCGCGGGCCGCAAGAUGGCGACUGCCAUGUACCUGGAGCACUACCUGGACAUGGCGUUUUUCUUGUAGGUAUUGAGAAUCUGCCGUGCGAGCUGCAGAGGAACUUCCAGCUGAUGCGGGAGCUGGAUCAGAGAACGGAAGACAAGAAAGCAGAGAUUGACAGCCUGGCAGCAGCCUACAUCGAGUCUGUGAAGAACAUGUUACCUGAGGAGAGAGUGGAGCACCUGAGGAAGAUCCAGAGUGCCUACAGCAAGUGUAAGGAGUACAGUGAUGACAAAGUGCAGCUGGCCAUGCAGACCUAUGAGAUGGUGGAUAAGCACAUCCGCCGGCUGGAUGCGGACUUGGCGCGGUUUGAAGCUGAUCUCAAAGAUAAACUGGAAGGCAGCGACUUUGAAACCCCUGCAUCCCGAAGCCUGAAAAAGGGACGAAGUCAGAAAGACAAAAGAAGCUCUCGUGGUCGAGGCAGGAGAACAUCUGAAGAAGAUACACCAAAGAAAAAGAAGCUCAAAGGAGGGUCUGAGUUUGCUGAUACCAUCCUGUCAGUGCAUCCCUCAGAUGUCCUGGACAUGCCAGUGGAUCCCAACGAGCCCACCUACUGCCUAUGUCACCAGGUGUCCUAUGGAGAGAUGAUUGGCUGUGACAACCCAGAUUGCCCAAUCGAGUGGUUCCACUUUGCAUGUGUGGACCUGACCACCAAACCAAAAGGGAAAUGGUUUUGUCCUCGUUGUGUUCAGGAAAGAAAGAAAAAGAAGUAAGGAGUAGAGGGGGAUACACCAUCGAGGCAAGAAGAAUUUAAUAUAUUCCUUCACUCAUGUUGCAAUAUUA
Vidua chalybeata is the source of this 902-nucleotide messenger RNA. RefSeq names its product inhibitor of growth family member 5 (gene ING5). Gene Ontology annotation, molecular function: chromatin binding. The coding region runs from base 29 to 832 and encodes 267 amino acids. Gene Ontology annotation, cellular component: nucleus. The record is from RefSeq and is a predicted model, not a curated record. Lineage: Eukaryota; Metazoa; Chordata; Aves; Passeriformes; Viduidae. The transcript has 8 exons. Gene Ontology annotation, biological process: positive regulation of apoptotic signaling pathway; positive regulation of DNA-templated transcription.